This is a messenger RNA of Carassius carassius (crucian carp), 1759 nucleotides long. RefSeq names its product prostaglandin E2 receptor EP2 subtype-like. The coding region runs from base 200 to 1279 and encodes 359 amino acids. Gene Ontology annotation, biological process: cellular response to prostaglandin E stimulus; adenylate cyclase-activating G protein-coupled receptor signaling pathway; inflammatory response. Gene Ontology annotation, molecular function: prostaglandin E receptor activity. NCBI's taxonomy places the organism in Eukaryota, Metazoa, Chordata, Actinopteri, Cypriniformes, Cyprinidae. The transcript has 2 exons. The record is from RefSeq and is a predicted model, not a curated record. Gene Ontology annotation, cellular component: plasma membrane.
UCUAGAUGUGGUGAGUCAUUGGCUGUUGACAUCAGAGCAUGCUCUGCUGAAACUCCUCCUCACUCUCACGCUCGUGUGAAAGUUUAAGAGCUGUGGGUAAAAGUUCGGCUUCACUAGAAGUAUGGAUCCUAAUUCUCUCUGCUAUGAUAUUUAGUUUUCCUUAAAUUCAGAAGAAGAAGAAGAAGAAGAAGAAGAUUUUAUGGCUCGCGAAUCUAAUGGCAGUUGCCAUGAGCAGCCCACUGUCUCUGGUGGAUCUCCUACAACAUCUGCGAUUAUGUUUUCCGCCGGCGUCCUUGGGAACGUGGUCGCCCUAAUUCUCUUGGAAAUACGGCGGAGGAAACAGCCCGCAUCUUUGUUCCAAGUCCUCGUCACAUCGUUGGUCUUCACGGAUUUGCUGGGAACUUUCUCCGUCAGUCCACUGGUUUUAACCGCGUACUUUAGGAAUGAAUCUCUGCUCGGAAUGAGUGAAAACCGAUUAGUUUGCGGCCACUUUGGAUACGCCAUGACUUUUUUCAGUAUGGUCACUCUCGCCAUUCUUCUUUCCAUGGCAGUGGAGCGCUGGCUCUCCAUAGGACAUCCUUACUGUUACGAGAAGCGCAUGAGUAAACGCUGCGGGUACAUCACCAUCGCUCUCAUAUACCUGUUUUGCGCUCUUUUCAGUGCCACACCUUUCUUCGGCUUUGGGAAAUUUGUUCAGUACUGUCCCGGUACGUGGUGCUUCAUAGACAUGCGCCCGUCUGCGACAGAGCACAAAGUGUUCAAUAUCAUCUACGCGUCUUGUUUGCUCAUUAUGAUUGUGUGUACGGUUUUGUGCAACGCGUCCGUCAUCUAUCAUCUUUCACUCAUGUACCGAAGACGCAAGGCGCACCGGAGCUCAGUCCGAAGGCAGCGAGGACACAAGAGGCAUCGAUCCAUCGCGAAGGAGGUUGAACAUCUGGUGCUGCUCGGGGUCAUGACAAUAGCAUUCGUCAUCUGCUCUCUUCCUCUUGUGAUUCAACUGUACAUCAACAUUUUCUACGACUGUCCUCACAAAAACAAUCUCAUAGCCCUUCUUUUAGUAUCGGCCAACCCCAUCAUAGACCCCUGGGUCUUCAUCAUUCUCAGCCCUCCAGUGCCUCGUCUGCUCUGGGACAAGAUGUACAAGACUGCAAAGUUCAAAUCCACCCAGGAGAAGGUCCAAAGCAUUCAUCCAGUCCUGUAUCAGUCAAACCCACCUGGCGAUUCGGGAGGCAGUGUGAUGAAAGUUUACACAGGAAUUCCUGGAACUCCCGGCUCCUGAUCUCUAAAACCUCCCUGUGCUGUGGAAAGGAUCAUGGAGUGAUCGCUCACUCAAAUAAUGAAAAUAAUGGAUACUGAAGAUCCAGGUCACUGGAUACCUAAACAGAUGGAUCUGAGACCUGAGGAUGAAAGAGCUGUGUGGUGUAUAAUAAUGCACCUAUAAUGUCAUGGAGAACAGAAAAGAGUUUAUGUAUAUACAUAUAUAUUUUUAAAAAAGUAAACUUAUUUAUUUUCGUUAUUUAUGGACACUAAAACAUUAUUGUAGACUGGAUGGAAAAUAAGUGAUUCUUUAUCGGCAGGAAACCCAUUGGUUAAUAUAAAUAAACAUUUACAGGGUGAAAUGAAGCUGUACUUCCUGUUUCUACUGCAUGUCUUUCUUAGUGUGACUUCACACUUUAUCUGUUUUGUUUUCUACAUUGCGUUGCAGUUACAUGCAGGACUGAAUCAUGUCAUAGCAAGUCAGUUCAUUGUGAAAGAGCCA